ACUAAAAUGCCCAAAUUGCAGCGUCAUUUAUGUACACACUGCUUCGGCAAUAUUCGUUUAAAUCAGCUCCCAUCGGAAAUAGAAAACUCACGUGAUUUGUCACAUGACACAAAAGGCUAAAGAUGGCGGCGUAUGCAAUAAGAACACAGUGACAUCUAUGUGUUACAUUUAAUUGAGGAAUAUUGCGUGUAUAGAUGACGAUCAUGAAUAGUAAGGGCUUUAAUGUCCCGGGAAUUCCACCCGACCUGCGGCGUGAAGAAACUGUAAUGCAAAUAGCAGAUUCUCUGGACUAUUUAGACAAAGUAGCAAAUGACAUCUUUAACAGGAUUAACAGUCGUGUAGCAGACAACAAAGCAAGACUGCAAAAAGUGAAUGACAGAGUGAACUUGGCACAUGCCAGAGUAGAGAAAUUGAAAGGCAGCAAUAAGGCCACCAAGGUGUUUGCUUGUGCUAAGUACCCAGCUGGGGACGGGAUUGAGGACUAUAAAUCGUUAUUCAAAGACACGGCUGGUCUGAAGGAACCCAAACACAGUCACUACAGGUUACAAGCCAAACAUCAAGUUGUAGAUGAUAGAGUUAUUCGAGAGAAGCUCCUCUACUAUAAUGUUCACCUGGACUUAAAGCGGAAGAAGAAAAUCGGGGAAGAUAAGGAAGAGGGACUUGGGGGACUGCCCAAAGUCCUACCCUCCGUCAGCUCUCUGCUUCUCUUUAAUACCUCAGAAAACCCGUACAAGAAGUAUGUUAUGCUAGACCCCCUAGGCGUGGUGACCAAGACGCGGGCAGCCAUUGAGGAAGAGGAGGCGGGACUAGCAGAUGCUCCCAGCACUAUCGUACAGCGUGAGGAGCUUCAGAGACAGGCCGCAGAAAGCUUCUUCUACAUCCCUGACAUCGGCACUGUCCCAGAAAUAGCUGUACCCGAUUUCCUACCUAAUCUCCUGGGUGUUGCUGAUGAUCUGUCAUUCAGUGCAGACCAGGGUCCAUCGAUUGCUCCUUCUGUUCUGGCCUCCAACAUUCCUGAAUUGCCCUCCGUGGACCUACCUGAGGCUGUACCACCUGGGCCUGCAGCCCUUGGGGGUGAUGCUCCUCCUCCACCCCCUGCACCACCAGGACCACCACCCCCAGGUCCACCUCCAUCAGCACCACCACCCCCACCUCCACCACCCCCGCCUAGUGACGGUGGUGCUCCCCCUCCUCCUCCUCCUCCUCCACCUCCACCACCCCCAGCUCCUCCAAGUAAUGACCUUAGCUCUGCUCCGGCCGAGAUAGCAGCACCUUCUGAUGGGCGAGCAAGUCUCUUGGAUUCCAUACGCAAGGCUGGAGGUGCAGGGAAGGCUAAACUGAAGAAUGUGAAAGAUAAGAAGAAAGAAUCCAAGAAGAAGAAACAAGAGGAGAAGUCGACUGGCGGAGGGGGAGGGGGAGGCGGAGGCGGUGGAGACCUCAUGUCAGAUCUGUUUGCCAAACUGACCAUGAGGCGUAAAGGCAUCUCGGGGACAGUCAAGCCAGGCGCAGCUGGAGGGGGCGGAGGAGAGAAGGCAGAGUCUUCUUCUAAUGGAGGAGGGGGAGGAGUGAUGGACAAGAUCUCCUCGAUGAUUCCUCCCCCACCCAAACCUGGGGAUGGUGCUGCAGAAGCUGAAGACGACUGGGAGUAGAGCCAUGUUUAAUGUCAAUCACUGGGAAGCCAUACGCGAUGAAAUGAUACAAGUACAUACGUGCAAACAAUGUGUAUUACACAAAACUUUCUUCAUUUCUUGGUUUUCUUCUUGCAAUGAAGGCAUAAAACUAAUCAUUUUAUAAAACAAAUAAUUAUUUAAAAAUUUGUUUUUUAAAUAUGUUUCUUAAAUUUCUUUACAUAGUACUGUGAAACCAUGUUAUCGGCGUGGCACUGGUAUCAGUAACAUUAUAAGUAUUAUGAAUCAUGCUGUGUAAUAUAAUUUAAUCUGUUAUUAUGUACAGAUAAUAAUUCUUGUAAAGACACACUGAGGGUUUCACUGGUAAAGUUUAUGAUUUGCACUUGACGGAUUAGAAAGAAUCUGUAUACCGUAUUCGACGUAAUAAGUGCCCCAGUCUUAUAAGCGCCCAUGGCGAUAUUUGCUAAUAUAUUGCCUACUGAACAAUCUCAAUUAGCACCCCUUCCAAUUGAUCAAUGUACACAACACUUA
This is a messenger RNA of Haliotis rufescens (red abalone), 2159 nucleotides long. RefSeq names its product WASH complex subunit 1-like. Gene Ontology annotation, molecular function: alpha-tubulin binding; actin binding; gamma-tubulin binding. The record is from RefSeq and is a predicted model, not a curated record. Gene Ontology annotation, cellular component: early endosome; WASH complex; recycling endosome. Lineage: Eukaryota; Metazoa; Mollusca; Gastropoda; Lepetellida; Haliotidae. Gene Ontology annotation, biological process: retrograde transport, endosome to Golgi; endocytic recycling; Arp2/3 complex-mediated actin nucleation. The transcript is spliced from 4 exons. The coding region runs from base 195 to 1649 and encodes 484 amino acids.